CCGUGACAUUUAAGUUUAUUUCAACAUGAACUCUAAAAUACGUCUUACACCCGGAGUAUACGAAUAAAGGAUGACUGAGAGAAGGGGAGAGGGAGUCCAUAUCGUAGCACGACAAGAGAUUCAAAUAUAUAGCUAUACACACGUUUUGCUUCACUUCACAUUUUCAGUUUCCUCCCUCAUCUUUUCAGCCCCUUCUUAAACCUAAAAUCGAACUGGGCGUCUGAGCAACUAUACCUCUACCCACUCUGGCAGCCGAAGAUUCAGAGGAAGAGGAAGAAAGGGAGAAAGGGAGCCCAGCUGGAGUCGACCACCCCUUCAACCGAGAUGGUCCAAGUGCCAGGUCCACAGGUUCAGACUCCCCCGUUGUGAUGCCAAUCGUAAACUUGGGACUUGGAUUCGGAGGUGUAACCGUACCCCCACUUCCAAUACCGAACGCUACAGCACUCCCGGGCGUAGGCAAAAAGGCAGGUGAGCAAUUAGUACCCCUGCGGAAGUUCAAAAGAAGAGAGGCGGCGGAUUCUUCCUCUGGUGUAGUAGGGGUAGCAUUAGCAGCGGGAGUAGCAGUAGUGAGCGUGUGGCUCCUGGUUAUUAUUGCGGUGGGGCCUAAGCUGAGCCUUGGAAGUUGUUGUAAACCUUUGGCUGAAAGAUUCGUGGGUACGAAGUGGGUCGAGGAGGGGGGCGAGGGUAGGUGGGAGGGUAGGUGCGCAGGAGAGGUGAGAGGAAGAGGUAAAGAAGGGGAAGCUAGAUCUGGUUGGAGAGCUGGUGACUGAGAGUAGGAUUUUGGAGCAGGAUCAACCUCCGGGAGCCACGAAGAGAUGGAGGGUAGACGAGGACGAGAGGCUCGUUCUGGGGCCGGCUCGAUAGGGUUAUCGAGUUUUUGACGUCUGUUGGACUCGAUGUCUGGGUCCUCUGCCACCGUAUCCCGUUUUCUCUUCUUCGCAUCUGAUCGAUGGCUCGAAAUCUGAACCUGACUCUGCACUUCCAAGUCCUUCACCCUCCGAAUGAGAUAUUGCAUGUACGCGACUGUGCGAACCAAGAUUUCGAGUUUAAACUCACGUUCCUUCUCUUCCUUCUUUCCGGAUUUCUUUGGUUUCGAUCUCCUCUCCUCCUGGUAAUCGCCAUCGCCAUCGCCGUCGUCGUCGUCAUCAACCUCUUCAACCUCCUGAUCGGGGUGUUUCCUCUCAUCACCAAAACCUGGAGGAACGAGCUGUCUAAGGGUAGCUAGAGCAUCGUUGAUCUUGGUUCGCCGGGCCUUUUCGAUAAUGGAGUGGUUCAGUUUGCGCUGGGUUUCACGAGCAGCCUUUGACAUCGUUCCAGGUUUACGACCUCGCUUGGCUGGCUGGGAUUGUGGUUGGGGGGUAUUGACAUCUUCGGCGAUAGAUGCGGCCACAAUGACGAGGGUAGAAGGGGUAGAUUGAGGGGACGGAUCGGAAAGGCGAGGGACUUUGGCUUUUCGAGAUGGAUUACAGCUAGCAGCGUAGACGGUAUUGAAACCUUCCGUUGCGGGGUUCAUGGCAGUAGUAGUGAGAGAGCAGGGAGUCGAGUUUGAAGAAAUGAAGACGAAAACGAAUGCAGAGUCCAGACAAUUGAGGAACCGGAGGCUCGUGUGCCCCCUUCAUCGCACACGACCGUUAUUUCAUAAACGUUGAUUGGCUGAAGCUGGGUCAACAUCACACACGUUUGCGACGAAUGCGCAAGUCCGACUCGUGUGUCGUUAUCAGAAGCUUCCGAAAUCCCCAAGUUAUCCUUUUAGGCAGUGAAUUCCCACGAUCAUCACCUUUGACUGGAGGGCUUAGACGACGAGAAGAAACAUUGCCAUCGUCGACGACCCCCAAUGUACUCUCCUCAUCGUCGUCCACGACCAUGGUCACCAAAUGAACACGACCCUCUCCCCACGAUAUCUCGCCAUCAUGUCCCCAAUGAGACUAGUUACGACCUCGACUUCGAAUACUCCAGAUACCCACGCAACAACCAACGCCGAGAGCCCUCAGAUGCCUCAGUAGAAGCCCUCGACCUCGCUGACUAUGCUGUCCGGCGCCAACAAGGCUAUGCUUCCGACAACGUUCUCAAUUCUCCUCCCCCACCUUCCCUUACCAUGGCGUCAUCCUCGGGUCCUUCGUCUUCAAGAACAAGCCGUCGUCCGUUCUCAUUGCCACCUCGUUCACCACCCAAUCGACAGCAUGAGCCGGAUUUUCUUACUCCAGAAAAUCAAGACAUAGAUAUUUCUCGGUUCCCAGCUUGGUCCAGGAGCUGGUACAACUCUCAGUCCUCCCCAUCCUCCCCACCAGAUAUCUACUCCCCCCUUCCACUAUCCCACCUCAACUCGGUGAACUAUAAAUCCAGACACAAGUCGACAGUCUCCAAACCUUUUGACCAAGGUAACAGCUGGGAUCCUUACUCCACCACUACUGGGAACCCAAAUUCCCGCUAUGGUUCACUCGGCUACAACAACAAUUACUGGAACGACCCUCCCCCACUUUCCACAUUUUCUCACGAAAGUUCACGAAAUCUCCUACCCUGGCAAGAACAACACCGUCUCAACUCUGACGAUCUAGGCAUCAAUCCCGCUCUCAAAGAAGAACGAAUACGGAUGCUCGAACGUGAAUUUGGGCCUGACGCUGCUUCAUCUUCCCAUUCUCGAAACCAAGAUCCCAACUCUCCGUUUCUCUUCGAUGACCAAGGCAAGCCCCUCAUCGGAACCGUGUCCCCAUCAGGUUACAUUACCACUCAAGGUCCCAAAAAACGACUCUCUGUUCGAGUUUUAGAAAUCGUCUUUGCUGCUAUUGCAGCUGUACCGGCCAUUUAUGCGGCGGCGAUGAUUAAGUUCAGGGAGAAGGAGGAGUUGCCCCCACCACAAGGCAAACCACCGGCAUAUGUGUUAUAUGUCGUUAGUGUCAUUACGCUUUUGGGGCUACUGGUGAUGUGUGUGGCUUAUCCUUGUUGUUGUGGGAGGAGGAGGAAGGUGAAGGCUGGUGGACCUGGGGAAAUGAUGGGUCCGGGGGGGAUGAUGGUCCUGCCUGUUGUACAGGGUCUGACAGGGAAGAACGGGACGAAGAAUAAGAAACAGGGUGGAGGCAAGAAGUAUAAAGGCGGUCCCGGUCCGGGAGGAGAUGUUCAGGUCAAUUUGAUUGUGGAUCCUACAAUGUUCGGCAAUGGGGGUCGUCAGGAAGAAGACGAUGCCUCGGACGAGGAAUACAACGAGUAUUACGGAUCUUCGGCCUCGAUGCCUGGAGCAUAUGGUCCCUCGAGAAAGAAACGUAAGCCAAGAAGACGGAACGUGUUUGUGGGGUUACAGAUGGAGGAAGAGUGGAAGAGGGCGAGGGGAUUUUUGAAGAAGGUGGCAACAAUGGACGUUCUUGGGGUUGUCGUUUGGGGGGCUGUGUUUAUCUUCAUUCUGAUCGGUAAGAGGUGUCCGAUUGGGGGGUUCAAUGGGUGGUGUAACGCUUACAACACCUCAUCGGCCGCAGCGUGCUUGCUAUGCGUCGCCUUUGGCGUCAGUGUCUUUUUCGACAUCAAGGAUCUUCAUGCUAGCAAGGAGAGUCCAAGGACCAGGAGUUGACCAUGACUUUCCCUUCCAUUCUCUUUUCCUUCCUCAGUGCUAUUUUCGCGUAUCCUUAUUCUGCAUAUAUAAGCAUUUCAUAUAGUUUAAUCUCAUGUAUUGGACUUCCCUCCACCCUCUUCAAUUCAGACAUUGUAGUGUAGCUUAAUGAUUCCCUUCUGUUAACUUUACGACUUGAUACGAUACCAAUUAAUGACCUCUUCAUUGUGA
Marasmius oreades (fairy-ring Marasmius) is the source of this 3769-nucleotide messenger RNA. RefSeq lists its product as uncharacterized. The transcript is spliced from 2 exons. NCBI's taxonomy places the organism in Eukaryota, Fungi, Basidiomycota, Agaricomycetes, Agaricales, Marasmiaceae. Bases 1835 to 3559 code for a protein of 574 amino acids. The record is from RefSeq and is a predicted model, not a curated record.